Messenger RNA from Pedinophyceae sp. YPF-701, 1137 nucleotides. NCBI's taxonomy places the organism in Eukaryota, Viridiplantae, Chlorophyta, Pedinophyceae. The record is from the annotation of a GenBank genome assembly.
AUGACGAUCGCCCAGUUCAACGGCAAGGACGUCCCGGCCGACGUCGCGCCGCUCUUCACGCCGUUCAAGCUCGGCGAGCUCGAGCUCAAGCACCGCAUCGUGUACCCGCCUCUCACGCGCUGCAGGGCGACGGGGUGCGUGCCGCAGCCGCUGGCCGUCGAGUACUACUCGCAGCGCGCCACGGCGGGCGGGCUCAUGAUUUGCGAGGCAACGUGCAUCUCGCCUGAGGCGCACGGGUACCCGCAGACGCCCGGGAUCUACACGAAGGAGCAGAUCGAGGGCUGGAAGCCCAUCGCCAAGGCCAUCCACGACAAGGGCGCCUACUUCUACUGCCAGCUGUGGCACUGCGGGCGCGCGUCGCACCGCGACUACCAGCCCGACGGCCGCCCGCCGCCGGCGCCGUCCGCGAUCGCGCCGAAGGGCCAGUGCUUCACGCCGUCCUUCGAGGCCAAGGACUACGAGACGCCGCGCGAGAUGACAAUCGAGGAAAUCAAGGCUCUGCCGGGCACGUACGUCCAGUGCGCGAAGAACGCGCUCGAGGCCGGGUUCGACGGCGUGGAGGUGCACGCCGGGAACGGCUACCUGCUCGACGAGUUCCAGAAGGACACGACGAACAAGCGCACCGACGAGUACGGGGGCAGUGUGGAGAAGAGGUGCAGGUUGACGCUCGAGGUGGUGGAUGCGGUCGUGGCGGCGGUGGGCGCGAAGAAGGUCGGGAUCCGCCUGACGCCGUUCAUCACCUUCCUGGACGGCAUCGACACGAAGCCGUACGAGACGUUCUCGUACCUGUCGACGGAGCUGGACAAGCGCGGCCUGGCGUACAUCCACUUCGUGGAGCCGCGCGCGGACGGCAACGAGGACGUCGAGACGAAGGAGUCCCUCGACCCCUUCAGGGCCCUCAUCAAGAACACCCCCUUCAUCGCCGCGGGGGGGUAUAAGACCGCCGACGCCGGCGCCAAGGCCGUCGCGUCCGGCCACGCCGACCUCGUCGCCUACGGCCGCGUCUACCUCGCCAACCCCGACCUCCCGAAGCGCUUCACGAUCCCUGGCGCGAAGCUCAACGACUACGACCGCAACACCUUCUACGGUGCCCCGGACCCCAAGCUGGGCUACACCGACUACCCCUUCCUCGAGUAG